Molecule: messenger RNA, 1210 nt
Organism: Sinocyclocheilus anshuiensis
Lineage: Eukaryota; Metazoa; Chordata; Actinopteri; Cypriniformes; Cyprinidae
Product: GTPase IMAP family member 4
Exons: 2
Coding region: 18-830 (270 amino acids)
Molecular function (GO): GTP binding
Source: RefSeq, a predicted model, not a curated record
AACUGUUGCUGAAGGAAAUGGACUGUUCUAAGUGCCGGUGUUGUUGCCGCUCUAAUAUUCCACGACGUCCAGCACUUCGCAUAGUAUUGAUUGGGAAAACUGGAGUGGGAAAAAGUGCUGUGGGAAACACUAUCCUUUGUAGAAAUGUUUUUGAAUCAAGCCCUUCUGCAAACUCUGUCACUGAGCGGUGCAAAAAAGCAAUGGUCUGUGACCAAAGAGAGAUUUAUGUGAUUGACACACCUGGAAUCUUGGAUACCAGCAAAUCAAAAGACCUCAUCAAAAGAGAAAUAGUGAGAUGUAUUCAGGUUUCUGCACCAGGUCCUCAUGUGUUCCUGCUGGUGCUACAGAUUGGCCGUUUCACUACAGAGGAGCAAAGAUCAGUCCAGGCCCUGCAAGAGCUCUUCGGACAAGAAGCUUCAAAAUACAUGAUAGUGGUCUUCACUCAUGGAGAUGCACUCAAUGGCCAAACAAUUGAAGACUAUGUGAAAAACGGCCAUGCAGAACUCCGUAAAGUCAUCCAGAGUUGUGGUAGUAGAUAUGUUGUUUUUAAUAACACUGGCAGGAAUAAUCGAGCUCAAGUGAGUAGAUUAAUUGUGAAAAUUGAUGAAAUGGUGGCAGUAAAUGGGGGAGAAUGCUUCACUCAGGAAAUGUUUCAAGAAGCGGAAGAAAAGAUUCAGCAACAGAAUGUGGAGAGAGUGGCCGCAGAGCUACUGGAAUAUCAGUUUAGCUUUCUUGGGAUUCUUGACGACAGAGUUGCUUUGUUCCAACAAGUAUUGAUGGAAGGCAUUCGCGAACAGUUCAGUCUUGAUAGCAGCAUUUACGGUUACUAAAGAGACUUAAAUCAGACAUCUUAGAAAGAUGUGUAAUAUGAAAACUACUUCUGAACAUAAACACAGCUCAUUUAUGUGAUGUUACACAGUUGUGGAAUAUGAUGUUAUUCGACUCUGCAGCACAUAGCAUAAUGAAUAAUUACACAUGGAAGCUUGUGAAUCUAAUAUGAAGGCACUGUAUUCUAUAGCACUUUUUGGUUUCUGAAUUGUUUUUAGAGACUUUAUUUAUACUAACACGUUCAUGAUAUGUACCUUUGAUUUAAAUACUAAGUUUUAAGACUUUUUAACCCGAUACAGCAGAUAUUACCAAUCAAUCCAAUUCAAGCAGGGACUCCACUAGUAAGUGUAAUAUUUGUACAUAUAUAGUGAUUGUAUACAUU